GUAGUUGGGCCCUAUAUACUUCGUAUGAAAGACGAAAAAAUGCCAAGUCAGCCAUCCGUCGGCAUGCGUAUACAUUUUCUCUCUCUACAACUGAAGAAGGCUCACCGCUCCGGUGACGAUGACUCCCGAUUCUCCUUCCAUCGUCCGUCUCAACAUCGGAGGGAAGAAAUUCUGUACAACACUUGAUACAUUGACGCAACGCGAGCCUGAUUCGAUGCUCGCGGCGAUGUUUAGUGGUCGCCACACUGUUUGUCAAGAUCCUGGCAAGGGUUAUAUCUUUGUAGAUAGAGACGGUGAACAUUUUCGGCAUAUUUUGAAUUGGCUACGGGAUGGUGUGAUUCCAAAUUUAAAGGACUCCGACUAUGCUGAACUAAUACGGGAGGCCGAAUACUAUCAACUACUUGGGCUGAUAGAGGGAAUAAAUACAGCUUCAAGUAAGAGGAAAGAAGAGGAUGAGACUUCUGAGCUAACUCGACGAGAUAUUAUCAAGUGCAUACAGUCGGAGAGAGUUAAAUUUCGAGGGGUGAAUCUUUCUGGGCUUGAUCUCUCUAAAUUGGACCUUUCAUAUGUGGACUUUAGCCAUGCUUCUCUUAAAGAUGUAUUUUUCUCCCGUGCAAACCUUCAAUGCGCAAAAUUUCGGGAUGUGGAUGCUGAAGGUUCUAUCUUUCACAAUGCUACUUUGCGUGAAUGUGAAUUUACUGGGGCAAAUCUUCGCGGAGCGUUACUGGCGGGUGCCAACCUGCAGAGUGCAAACCUGCAAGAUGCUUGUUUAAUUGAUUGUAGUUUCUGUGGAGCAGAUCUGCGUUCCGCUCACUUGCAGAGUGCAGAUCUUACUAAUGCCAACUUAGAGGGAGCCAAUUUGGAAGGGGCCAACCUAAAGGGGGCAAAGUUGACCAAUGCUAAUUUAAAAGGAGCAAAUCUUCAGCGAGCUUAUUUACGACAUGUCAAUCUUCGGGAAACAGAUUUGGAAGGUGCAAGGCUUGAUGGUGCAAACUUGCUUGGAGCAAUCCGAUGACACAAGCAUUCUGCACAUACUGUGCACUUUUCUAUUUAAUAGUUCCAAGUCAAGUUCAAUAUGUAUAUUGAAAAUGUUCAAUUUCUGUUGAUUGUGCUCAAAUCCCCAUUGUCCAUAUGAUUGCUGAUGGACCUUGGACUGAUAGAUCUUUUUCAUUUGUAUAGUUAAGGAAUCUCUCUAUGCUCAAUGUCGAUUAAGUUUUAUCCUAAAUUUACUCCCCACCGUAAAGUAUAGUUGAGAAACCAUAUAGCAGCGCUGCAGCGCGAUAUGGUCAACAAUCAAGUCUUUGGUGUUUGCCCCUUGGCCGCCGAGGUUGGCUUGUUCCUGCUUAUGUUAGCUAAGUUGUAAGUUUGUAACCAAAUUUGCAUUGAAAGUUCUAGUUAAAAUCUCACUAUGAUAACAUCAACAACAAUAAUACAUUAAUUUCUCUUCUCA
This is a messenger RNA of Spinacia oleracea (spinach), 1450 nucleotides long. RefSeq names its product FH protein interacting protein FIP2. The coding region runs from base 119 to 1015 and encodes 298 amino acids. Gene Ontology annotation, molecular function: protein binding. Gene Ontology annotation, biological process: protein homooligomerization. The record is from RefSeq and is a predicted model, not a curated record. The transcript has 11 exons. NCBI's taxonomy places the organism in Eukaryota, Viridiplantae, Streptophyta, Magnoliopsida, Caryophyllales, Amaranthaceae.